This is a messenger RNA of Pseudoliparis swirei, 1887 nucleotides long. It is a transcript of the gene pofut1, whose product is annotated as protein O-fucosyltransferase 1. Lineage: Eukaryota; Metazoa; Chordata; Actinopteri; Perciformes; Liparidae. Gene Ontology annotation, cellular component: endoplasmic reticulum. The coding region runs from base 1 to 1188 and encodes 395 amino acids. Gene Ontology annotation, biological process: protein O-linked glycosylation via fucose; regulation of Notch signaling pathway; Notch signaling pathway. Gene Ontology annotation, molecular function: peptide-O-fucosyltransferase activity. The record is from RefSeq and is a predicted model, not a curated record. The transcript is spliced from 7 exons.
AUGGCGGCUAAACAACAAGUCCUGAAUGCCCUCACACUGACGAGUUUGCUUUUCGCGUUUCUGCUCCAACCAUGUCGGACUUGUGCCGAAGAACUGACCUGGGAUCAGAACGGCUACGUGUUGUACUGCCCGUGCAUGGGUCGCUUUGGGAACCAGGCGGACCACUUCCUGGGGUCCCUCGCCUUUGCGAAGAUGUUGAACCGAACCCUGGCGGUCCCUCCCUGGAUCGUGUACCGCCACCACACCCCCCCUUACACCAACGUCCAUGUUCCCUACCGUGAGUUCUUCCGCCUGGAGGCGCUGUCGGCCUUCCACCGCGUGGUCAGCCUGGGGGACUUCAUGGAGAAGCUGGCGCCCGAUCACUGGCCCCCGAGGCAGAGGAGAGCCUACUGCUUCGAGACCGCCGCGCAGCGCAGCGUGGACAAGAAGUCCUGCCCCAUGAAGGACGGGAACCCGUUCGGUCCGUUCUGGGACCACGUCGGCGUGGACUUCGAUGCCUCGGUCUUGUUCUCCGGCCUUUCCUUCAGCGGCCACCACCAACUCCAGUGGAUGAAGAGGUUCCCUCCCUCGGAGCACCCGGUGCUGGCGAUGCCGGGGGCCCCCGCCCAGUUCCCGGUGACGGAGGAGCACGCCGGCCUGCAGCGCUACGUGGUGUGGUCGGACAAGAUGGUGGAGGAGGGGGAGGGGCACAUCGCCGCCCUGCUGACCCGGCCCUACGUCGGGAUUCACCUGAGGAUCGGCAUCGACUGGCAAAACGCCUGCAAGAUGCUGCAGAGCGGCGACGCCGGGCCUCACUUCAUGGCCUCGCCGCAGUGCGUCGGCUACAGCCGGCAGACGGCGCUGCCCCUCACCGCCGCCAUGUGUCUGCCCGACCUGCCGGAGAUCCUCAGGGCCGUCGGGCUGUGGGCGAAGAGGACGGCGGCGCGCUCCGUCUUCAUCGCCACCGACUCCGAGUCCCACAGCAGGGAGAUCGAGAAGUCCCUCGGGGGCAAGGUGAAAGUGGUGAGACUGGAGCCGGACUCGGCCCAAACGGACCUGUACAUCUUGGGCCGCGCGGACCACUUCAUCGGCAACUGCGUCUCCUCCUUCUCCGCCUUCGUGAAGCGAGAGCGCGACGUCGGCCGCCUCCCGUCCUCCUUCUUCGGCAUGGACAGGCCCGGGAGAUCCAACCCCAAAGAAGAGCUCUAGGCGUGAGGGUGGACGCCGGCGCCGCCUUUCGGACGCGAGGGGGCGGGGCAAGAGACUGUGGUCCGUAAAGACCCGACCUAUUUUUUUUAAUGGGUUUUAAUCCGCGAUUAAAGGAGGAGGGACUUCUGAAAUAUGAUGCUGCGGUGCCAAUGCUGUGACCCGGGACUCUUUAUCUGUGUCUGCUCCCCUGAAGCUGACGUGUUUCCAAGACUUAAAUUCCACCUGCUUGUCGCGGGAGCUCCUCUUUUACCCUCUUCUCUUUCUCUACCCCACCUUUUUCCAUCCCUCCUUUCCUUUUUCCAGCUCUCUCUCUCUUUUCCUCUGUGCCACUCCAUUCCAAGGGGAGCGCAGUAAGCCGAUCCUCCGGCACAUACUAAUUAGAGGGAGGAAAAAGGAGACCCUCUUUGCACAUCUCAAUUCCUAUCGGGACCGAAAAGCGGACUAAAAUGUGUGGAAGCCUGAACUGAAUGUUGGGGGCGGGGUGUCUGGUUAUUCACUGUGUGUGUGGAUGUUUAUGGGAUGUUUCUGGGAUGUUUUGGGCGAGACAAAAAAGUGAUUUGCACAGGCUGGGUUGAUCAAAAGUGGGGAUGUUGUGCAAGAUAAUUGUGUUAUUCUGUGUGAACGCUGUGAAUGCACAACAUUUGAGGUGGAAUUGUUUUUAUAAUGUGUUUUUUUCACCAAUAAAGUGAUGCACACUCA